GCUCGUCGCUCGCCUUGUUUUUUUCACCGCCUGCGGGAUUCGCGAGCCGCGUUACAUGCAUGUCCAGUGGGGGUAGGUUUAAUUUUGACGAUGGAGGGUCCUACUGCGGAGGCUGGGAGGACGGCAAGGCGCACGGCCAUGGCGUCUGCACCGGCCCCAAGGGCCAAGGCGAAUACACCGGCUCGUGGAGCCACGGCUUCGAGGUGCUGGGCGUCUACACCUGGCCCAGCGGCAACACGUACCAGGGCACUUGGGCGCAGGGCAAGCGCCACGGCAUCGGCCUGGAGAGCAAGGGGAAGUGGGUGUACAAGGGCGAGUGGACGCACGGAUUUAAGGGGCGCUACGGGGUGCGGGAGUGCACGGGCAACGGGGCCAAAUACGAAGGGACCUGGAGCAACGGGCUGCAGGACGGCUAUGGCACGGAGACCUACUCAGAUGGAGGGACGUACCAGGGCCAGUGGGUCGGCGGCAUGCGCCAAGGCUAUGGUGUGCGGCAGAGCGUCCCCUAUGGCAUGGCGGCAGUGAUCCGCUCGCCCCUGAGGACGUCCAUCAACUCCCUGCGCAGCGAGCACACCAACGGCACCGCGCUGCACCCGGACGCCUCCCCAGCGGUGGCCGGCAGCCCGGCCGUGUCCCGGGGUGGCUUCGUGCUGGUGGCCCACAGCGACUCCGAGACCCUCAAGAGCAAAAAGAAGGGGCUGUUCCGGCGCUCACUGCUCAGUGGGCUGAAGCUGCGCAAGUCAGAGUCCAAGAGCAGCCUGGCCAGCCAGCGCAGCAAGCAGAGCUCCUUCCGCAGCGAGGCGGGCAUGAGCACGGUCAGCUCCACGGCCAGCGACGUCCACUCCACCAUCAGCCUGGGCGAGGCCGAGGCCGAGCUGGCGGUCAUCGAGGACGACAUCGACGCCACCACCACGGAGACCUACGUGGGCGAGUGGAAGAACGACAAGCGUGCGGGCUUCGGCGUGAGCCAGCGCUCAGACGGGCUCAGGUACGAGGGCGAGUGGGCCAGCAACCGGCGGCACGGCUACGGCUGCAUGACCUUCCCCGACGGCACCAAGGAGGAGGGCAAGUACAAGCAGAACAUCCUCGUGAGCGGCAAGCGCAAGAACCUCAUCCCGCUGCGCGCCAGCAAGACCCGCGAGAAGGUGGACCGGGCUGUGGAGGCGGCCGAGCGGGCGGCCACCAUCGCCAAGCAGAAGGCCGAGAUCGCAGCGUCCAGGACCUCCCACUCGCGGGCCAAGGCUGAGGCCGCCCUCACCGCGGCUCAGAAAGCGCAGGAGGAAGCCCGGAUCGCCAGGAUCACUGCCAAAGAGUUCUCUCCUUCCUUCCAGCACCGGGAGAACGGGCUGGAGUACCAGAGGCCGAAGCAGCAGGGCUCCUGCGAUGACAUCGAGGUGCUGUCCACCGGCACACCGCUGCAACAGGAGAGCCCCGAGCUGUACCGCAAGGGCACCACCCCUUCAGACCUGACCCCGGAUGACAGCCCGCUGCAGAGCUUCCCCGCCAGCCCCGCAGCUACGCCUCCGCCGGCCCCCUCCAGGAGCAGGGCGGCCCACUUCUCACGACAGGUCUCAGUGGACGAGGAGCGAGGCGGGGACAUCCAGAUGCUCCUGGAGGGCCGGGGAGGGGACUACACCCGGAACAGCUGGGGUGAGGAGAAGGCAGGGGGCUGCAGGGGCGUCCGCAGCAGCGCCCUGCGCAGCAGCCAAGGCACCGAGGACUUCCGCACCCGGGGCGCGGGCCACAAGCAGCCCGGGAACCCCAAGCCCCGGGAGCGGCGGACGGAGUCCCCCCCAACAUUCUCGUGGACUUCCCACCACCGGGCGGGCAACCCUGGCUCCGGGGGUGCCAAGCUGCAGGAGCCCGACGAGGAGCAGCUGAGCAACUACAAGCUGGAGAUGAAGCCCCUGCUGAGGAUGGACUCCUGCACACCAGAGCCGCACCCCCAGAGGAGACGCCACGGCCGGGGCGCGGGGGGCGACCGGCGCCCCGAGGACCGGGGCUUCGGGCUGCAGAGACUGAGGUCCAAGUCCCAGAACCAGGAGAACCUGCGGCCGGCCUCCUCUGUGGAGCCUACCGUGCAGAAGCUGGAGAGCCUGCGGCUGGGGGACCGGCCUGAGCCCCGGCUGCUGCGCUGGGACUUGACCUUCUCCCCACCCCAGAAGUCUUUGCCUGUCGCACUGGAGUCCGAUGAGGAGAACGGGGAUGACCUCAAGUCCAGCACAGGCUCAGCUCCCAUCCUGGUGGCCAUGGUGAUCCUGCUCAACAUCGGAGUCGCCAUCCUGUUCAUCAACUUCUUCAUCUGAGAGACUGUCCCGCUCGCA
This is a messenger RNA of Marmota flaviventris (yellow-bellied marmot), 2324 nucleotides long. It is a transcript of the gene Jph3, whose product is annotated as junctophilin 3. Lineage: Eukaryota; Metazoa; Chordata; Mammalia; Rodentia; Sciuridae. Gene Ontology annotation, biological process: regulation of synaptic plasticity. The record is from RefSeq and is a predicted model, not a curated record. Gene Ontology annotation, cellular component: junctional membrane complex; plasma membrane; endoplasmic reticulum membrane.